Molecule: messenger RNA, 657 nt
Organism: Oppia nitens
Lineage: Eukaryota; Metazoa; Arthropoda; Arachnida; Sarcoptiformes; Oppiidae
Exons: 1
Coding region: 1-657 (218 amino acids)
Biological process (GO): lipid metabolic process
Molecular function (GO): phosphoric diester hydrolase activity
Source: RefSeq, a predicted model, not a curated record
AUGGUAACACCAUUCAUAUGGACAUCCAGUGCCAUGAAUGCUACUGUUGGCGAUGUCCGGCAAAAAAUUGUAUUUCUCCAAGACUUUGCUGGUGGCGGUGGACAACAGUUUGGUUUAGACUACCGAUCGUUUGACACUCAGGAUGACUAUGAAGUGAAAACUAUUUUCAAUUUAUAUGAAAAAUGGUUAAAAGUUAAGCGACAACUCAUGAAUGCCAACAAACGUAAUGUCGAUUCGUUUUACAUAAACUAUUUGUCGGGUCGGACACCGCAAAUGGCCCGAAUGCCGUUGCUUGUGAUGCCCUACUUUGUAGCCGGCGGUCGGUCCGAUCACCGAACCAAUUCACCGCUUAUGUUAACCGGACGGACAACUUUGAUCAAUAGGGAUGUCUUCCCUGACUUUCCUCGAGUCUAUUGUUUGGGCAGUUUUUGUUUGGUCGCCUUCGAGGGAACCAACGAUUUAACAUUGAAUUUCAUACAAAAUGAAAGACCAAACUAUGUCGGCAUACUUAUGAUGGACUUUCCCGGCGAUGCCCUAAUCGAUGCAAUUAUUAGACUCAAUAGAUCUAUUGAUAAGACAAUUGGCGACAAAAAUCUACAAUUAUUGUCAUCAAAUGAAACUAUUCAUCAAAUAUCUAAUGAUUCACUUUAUAAAUAA